Molecule: messenger RNA, 1389 nt
Organism: Talaromyces marneffei
Lineage: Eukaryota; Fungi; Ascomycota; Eurotiomycetes; Eurotiales; Trichocomaceae
Exons: 3
Coding region: 1-1389 (462 amino acids)
Source: RefSeq, a predicted model, not a curated record
AUGCCGCCAUUUCCAGGUGAAGACCGUUUACUGACGCUCUUUGCCGACGUCCAUUACUACUUCACGAACCCAACACCAAACCCCACUUAUCACCGAUUCGAUAAAGGCUCGUACCUUUAUGUGUAUCAUGAUGCUGCACGGGGUAGCGCUAGGCUAGAGAUUGCAAAUAAUCCAGGCUCAAAUGAUCAGGAUGCUUUUCAAGGAGCCCUCGAUCAUGUUCACAUGGUACAUUCGACUAGAUUUCCGACAUUAGUUACCGUGACCGUCGGUUCGCAAGUCGAGAAUUCGCCUGUUUCGGCACAUAGUCCCGUCGGAAAUCAAGACGCAUGGCUGCUUCCGUUUAUAGAUCCGAGAGAUCAGAGUAAACACAAUUAUCGGCUGCAUACCUUGGAUAUAUAUUUCUGGACCGUGGAAGACGCGUACCAGUUUCUAGAUGCGGCUGCGCGGGUUCUCCCACCCCAGCAAUUGGAAAGUGAUCGCCAGGUACAACAGUCUCAAACCGUCCCAGAGCCUGCAGUAAGCCGGGUAGUGGAACAAUUGGAGAAUGUAGCAAUCUCAGAUCCGGCAUAUCAGAAUGGCCAGACUAGGGAUUCUCGCUCAGAACCACAGCCGACUAGCAAGGAAGUCAAAGCAGAAACGACAAACUUUACCCCGCUGGCGUAUAAUCCAGCUGCUCCUGCAGCACCGGAACCGAUCAAACAUCGAGAAAAAACUCCCCCGCCUGAAGAUGCCGCAGAUGGAACUGGUCUCGUCGCAGCGGCCGUAGCGGACGAGACGCAACAUUAUCUUCCGACUCAGCCUGCUGUUGGUAGCAGUUUCUCUCAUCCACCGGCCUAUGCAAAUUCUAACCUGGCACAAUAUGGUUAUAGUUCUCCACCUCCAAGCGCAGGAUUGCCCGGACCACCAAGCUACACCGCCGUCCCCAUGGCCAGUCCACCACCCACGCAAGCAGGUGGCAUGACCUUUGCAGCACCCCCUCAAAACCCAAAUGCGCAUCUGUUCUCACAGGAUUCCUUCAACCCGCAACAACAUACCUCUGUCGCUCAUCACAACCCACACCACCCCCAAUAUGCAGACUACCUCCAAUCCCAAGCCCAGACCCAAGGUCACACAACCUCACCCCCGGAAGACGAACGCGUCGCCAUAGCAGGCGGCUACUCAAACUAUUCCUACUCCCAACCCACCCAGCAGCAAUACGGCACAAUGAGCAGUGAAUACGACAUCCACAAUCACAUCUACAUCCCGACCGAAGCUGAGCUCAAGGGAUCGAAACAUGCAUCUCAUAGCUCAAAGUCGUCGUCCAGGGGGACGAAGAUUGAGGCUGGACUGGGCAGGAUGGAUAGUAAAGUUAACGGAUUUUUGAAGAGGAUUGAGAAGAAGAUCGGUUAA